AUGGCAAACAUCCAAACGACAAAGAGCGUCCCCGGCAAGGAGACGCCGGGCCUGCGGUACCCCUCCAACGGCAAGACAAUCUACCACCGCCCCCUCAACCGCACCAAGACCGCGGAGCUCAGCCAGGCCAGCUUCGCCUACCUCUUCAGCGAGAUGGUCUCGUACGCCCAGCGCAACGUCAAGGACAUUUCCGAGCUCGAGCAACGCCUCAACGUCCAAGGCCACUCAAUAGGCCUCAAGCUCCUCGACCUCCUCCUCUUCCGCGAAGCCCCGCGCACGCAGCUGCGGCCCCUCACAAUCAUCAACCUGCUGCACUUCAUCAAGCAGUCCGCCUGGCAGCACCUCUUCGGCCGCCAGGCCGACCGUCUCGAGAAGAGCGCCGACCCCGCCAAGCCCGACGAGUACAUGAUCAUCGACAACGAGCCCCUCGUCAACGCCUACGUCAGCGUCCCCCGCGAGCUGUCCCAGCUCAACUGCGCCGCCUUCAUGGCCGGCAUCGUCGAGGGCCUCUGCGACGGCGCCGGCUUCCCCGCGCGCGUGAGCGCGCACAACCUGAAAGACGACAAGGAGAUGUGGCUCGGCAUGACCGUGUUUUUGGUCAAGUUCCGCCCCGAGGUGUUGGAGAGGGAGGGGUAUUUGGGCAAGAGCUAG
Molecule: messenger RNA, 651 nt
Organism: Colletotrichum aenigma
Lineage: Eukaryota; Fungi; Ascomycota; Sordariomycetes; Glomerellales; Glomerellaceae
Gene: trs31
Product: Transport protein particle subunit trs31
Exons: 2
Coding region: 1-651 (216 amino acids)
Biological process (GO): endoplasmic reticulum to Golgi vesicle-mediated transport
Cellular component (GO): TRAPPIII protein complex; TRAPPI protein complex; TRAPPII protein complex
Source: RefSeq, a predicted model, not a curated record